GCCCCCUCGCAGUGCCUUGUCCGGGCGGUGGUGUUCGUGCAAGGAGAGCGUGCUCUGGGCACUUGACAUGGCGGCAGCGGCGGCUACUGCGGCGACGAAGGGGAAUGGGGGCGGGGGGGCCCGGGCCGGGGCCGGGGAAGCUGGCGGCGCGCGGAAAAAGAAGGGCCCAGGGCCUCUGGCCACGGCGUAUCUGGUCAUCUACAAUGUGGUGAUGACGGCGGGGUGGCUGGUUAUAGCAGUUGGUCUGGUCAGAGCAUACCUGGCUAAGGGUAGCUAUCAUAGCCUUUAUUAUUCCAUUGAAAAGCCUUUGAAAUUCUUCCAAACUGGAGCCUUACUGGAGAUUUUACAUUGUGCAGUAGGAAUCGUUCCAUCUUCUGUUGUCCUGACUUCUUUCCAGGUGAUGUCAAGAGUUUUUCUGAUAUGGGCAGUAACACAUAGUGUCAAAGAGGUGCAGAGUGAAGACAGUGUCCUCCUGUUUGUUAUUGCCUGGACAAUCACAGAAAUUAUCCGUUACUCCUUUUAUACUUUCAGUCUAUUAAACCAUCUGCCUUACCUCAUCAAGUGGGCCAGGUACACACUUUUCAUUGUGCUGUACCCAAUGGGAGUGUCGGGAGAACUGCUCACAAUAUAUGCUGCUUUGCCCUUCGUCCGACAGGCCGGCCUGUACUCUAUCAGUCUACCUAACAAAUACAAUUUCUCCUUUGACUAUUAUGCAUUCCUAAUUCUGAUAAUGAUCUCCUACAUUCCAAUUUUUCCCCAGUUGUACUUCCACAUGAUACACCAGAGAAGAAAGGUCCUUUCUCAUACUGAAGAGCACAAGAAAUUUGAAUAGCUCCUGCUUCCUGCGCACCCCCCCAAAACAAACUUUUCAAUGACAAAAAAUGCUGCAGACUUUUUGAGUUCCCAAUACGUUUCAUAGAAAAUAAGUAAGAACUAUUUUUAAAAUAUUAAAAAAAUAAAACAAAAACCAAAAUCCAGUGUCACACAGGCCUGGGAUUUUAUUUAAAACAACAGCAACAACAAACAACAACAACAAAAACUAUUACACAAAACAUCCUGGCCGGUCCAUUUCAGCAUGCUCUUUCAACCAGAAGUUCCCAGUAUUUAUG
Molecule: messenger RNA, 1109 nt
Organism: Odobenus rosmarus divergens (Pacific walrus)
Lineage: Eukaryota; Metazoa; Chordata; Mammalia; Carnivora; Odobenidae
Gene: HACD2
Product: protein tyrosine phosphatase-like (proline instead of catalytic arginine), member b
Exons: 7
Coding region: 68-832 (254 amino acids)
Biological process (GO): very long-chain fatty acid biosynthetic process; fatty acid elongation; sphingolipid biosynthetic process
Cellular component (GO): endoplasmic reticulum membrane
Molecular function (GO): 3-hydroxyacyl-CoA dehydratase activity
Source: RefSeq, a predicted model, not a curated record